Sorex fumeus (smoky shrew) is the source of this 2321-nucleotide messenger RNA. It is a transcript of the gene TVP23C, whose product is annotated as trans-golgi network vesicle protein 23 homolog C. Gene Ontology annotation, biological process: vesicle-mediated transport; protein secretion. Lineage: Eukaryota; Metazoa; Chordata; Mammalia; Eulipotyphla; Soricidae. The record is from RefSeq and is a predicted model, not a curated record. The transcript is spliced from 7 exons. The coding region runs from base 131 to 748 and encodes 205 amino acids. Gene Ontology annotation, cellular component: Golgi membrane.
GUGGGGACCGACGCCGCGGCCGCUCGGCUCCUCCCGGUCCGGUGAAUGGCCGCGGCCGCCCCGGCGCCAGCCCCACCCGCCGGCCGCCAAGCUGACGUGGCCCCCGGAAGUAGGGCUGCGCGCGUCCGUCAUGUUGCCGCAGGACAGUAAUGAUGAUACUGAAGAUGUUUCACUAUUUGAUGCUGAAGAGGAGGCUACUGAUAGACCAAAAAAAUCCAAAAUCAGACACCCAGUGGCAUCAUUUUUCCAUUUAUUCUUUCGCAUCAGUGCAAUUAUAGUCUAUCUUCUCAGUGAAUUGUUCAGCAGCAGCUUUAUUGCCUGUAUGGUGACAAUUAUCUUAUUGUUGUCAUGUGACUUUUGGGCUGUCAAGAAUGUCACAGGUAGAUUAAUGGUUGGUCUGCGUUGGUGGAAUCAUAUUGAUGAAGAUGGAAAAAGCCAUUGGGUGUUUGAGUCCAGGAAGGCAUCUUCUCAAGAGAGUAAAACCGUUUCAGAAGCAGAGUCAAGGAUCUUUUGGCUAGGACUUAUUGUCUGUCCAGUGCUGUGGGUGGUAUUUGCCUUUACUGCUCUCUUCUCUUUCAGAGUAAAGUGGUUGGCAGUGGUUAUCAUGGGUGUGGUGCUCCAGGGUGCAAACCUGUAUGGCUAUAUCAGGUGCAAAGUGGGCAGCAGAAAGAAUUUAACCAGUAUGGCAACUUCUUACCUUGGAAAGCAGUUUUUAAGACGAAGCACUGGAGAUGAUCAGACUUCAUGAAGACUGAGAAAAUUUGUGUUUCGUUACAUUUGGGAAAUAAAUGAAGAGAUUCUUAACUGAACCUUUUAGAGCUUAGUAAAUUGUUGUCAAGAAGAGUACUGGUUUGUUUUUCCACUUUAAAAGUUCACAAGAAAUUUUUUUCAAAAAUUUUUUCUAGCUUGAAAGUAUAGUUCUGUUAGAAAAAUUGUCAAUCUUUGAUUCAUGGCAUAAAUUUGUAUAUGUAUAGUCAUGUAAUAACCAUAUAUGUCAAAUUAGUGAGUGUGUAUUUGUGUACAUAUAUAACAAUGACCUUUGCAUUUUGAUCCCUAGAACAUAGAAUGUGUUCUCGGGCUGUCUCAAAAGUCUUUAUGUUUACAUAUUAUUUCUAAUAGAAUAUUUUCAGAAGAAAGUUUUGCUUUUAUGGUAAGAAUGAGCACUUUGAUUUAUUUAUAAGUGUGAAGUAAUUGUUAAUGUUACGAUUUAAUGUAUGUAAAACAUGGUGAAAGUUCUCAUCCUAGUCAUCCACAGGCUGGUGAAAACAAAAUUUGGUCCAGUUGUGUUAGCUAGUUCAAACAUUUUAUUUAUUUUCAUUUGUAACAAAGUUAUAUAGUUAAGGCUUAGUAUGCAAGUGGAUUUUUCAUAGGUUUGGUUUAAGGGAUACCUAGAGACUGCUGCUGUUCUUUGUAUUUUUUGAAAAGAAAGCCGAUUUUACUUUGAAACUUCCUAGAAACUCUUGAGUGGUCCUUGGCCUAAUGAAUUCUAUCUUUUACCACUAAAAGAGUAUUUUUCUUAUGUCAUAUUGAGCAUAGUUGUAAUAUUUGGCAUAGUGCCACAGAAACAUUUUAUGAAUCUAUUUUUCUUGCUAUAAUUGGGAUAUUAUAAAUCAUGCAUUUGUAUCAAUGGUAUUUCUUUUAGAAAGCAAUAACUAUACAGUAGAACUGUUAAAGGCAUUUAAAUUCUGUUGUAAGUGUAUAUAAAUUUUGUUGGACUAUUACAUAUAGAUUUUAUGUGUAUUUAUACAUUGUUAAAAUUUUUUAAAGAUUUUCAUUUUGUUGAAUCAGUGUCUUUAUUGGAGUGAUAGCUUUGAAGGUGCAUAACUUUAUAUUUAUAUAAAACUCCUGUUUAUGAAACACUUUCACAUGUGUAAUUGCAUUUAAUCUUCAUGAAAACCUGUUACAGGUUGAACCUACUUAAAUAUAAUAAGACAGAACUUUAGAUUUUAGUUUAUUCCUUUCCCAGGGAAACAUGGGAAGGCUCACUGGGCUAUAUUGCUAUUUUUACAGGAAAUAUUUCUGUAAAAAGGAGAUACUUCCUUUUUGAGGGAUUGUUGAUUUCGUAAAUGCUAGAGUGUUAUUUUAAUUAUACUCCCAGUAAGAAAAGUUGAUGCUGUAUAAAGACUUGAUUUUGUUUAAUCUGAAAGAUCUAAUAUCAGUCUCCAGAGUUGAAAGUUUAACGGAGAAUACAUUGCUAGAGUUUUUAAGAUAGUUAUGCUGUAGUUGCCCUUGCACUCCUGAACAAAUUGUAAAUCGAAUUUUGAAGUAUGCAUGUGGUGGGAUAUGUCUAUAUGGCAUCUUACUUAUUAGGCCAUGGCAAC